Phalaenopsis equestris is the source of this 533-nucleotide messenger RNA. Its product is annotated as single-stranded DNA-binding protein, mitochondrial-like. Gene Ontology annotation, molecular function: single-stranded DNA binding. Lineage: Eukaryota; Viridiplantae; Streptophyta; Magnoliopsida; Asparagales; Orchidaceae. Gene Ontology annotation, cellular component: mitochondrial nucleoid. Gene Ontology annotation, biological process: positive regulation of helicase activity; mitochondrial DNA replication. The annotation marks the transcript as partial. The transcript is spliced from 2 exons. The record is from RefSeq and is a predicted model, not a curated record.
GCUUCUUCGCUGCUAGGGUUUUAGGUAGGGCUUUACGUAGGAGCGCGGGAAAGAACUUGGGAAUUUCGGACCAUGGCCUUCGCCUCCAUCUAUCGUAAUCUAUUUCGCCGUUCCAUCAUUCCACGCCCUCUAUUCCCCCCUGCUAGGCUCUUCAACACGCCGCUCGCCGGCAGUGAAUCCGAUCAAGAGGUAGAUGAUCCCUUUGACGCCUCCACUGCGGGACUUUCCGGCGAGCCGACCACCCAACAACGGAGAACCCCUCAAUUUCGCCCUCUAGAAAACGGUCUCGAUCCUGGCGUUUACAAGGCUAUAUUGGUUGGGAAAGUGGGCCAGAAACCAGUGCAAAAGCAGUUGAAGAGCAGCCGAGUGGUGGUUUUGUUUUCAGUGGCUACAGGCGGGAUCAGGAACAACCGGCGGCCGCUCGAGGACGAGGAACCGAUGCAAUACGCUGAGCGCUGUGCUGUUCAAUGGCAUCGUGUAUGCAUAUACCCGGAGCGGCUCGGAAGAAUAGCUCUCAACCAUGUAAAACCCGG